AUGGAAACAGGCAGUGAGUGGAGAAAUCUUCCUUCCAGUCCUGGGGAAGAGCAGUUCAAGGAGUUUCAAGUUAUAAUUGGUCAAUGGAAACAGGCAGUGAGUGGAGAAAUCUUCCUUCCAGUCCUGGGGAAGAGCAGUUCAGUGCAAGUUGUACAUGCCAAACAAAGAUGGGUCAACUGGUUCUGCUCCAGUGCAUUGUUCCAGCACCUCACCGCUUUAAUCGAAUGCAGCGUGGCGGCAAUUGUCACGCUGCUCGUAAGCGAUCCUGUGGGCUCCCUGCAAAUACGGUCGUGCAGAGUGAAGAUGCUGUCGGACUGGUACACCAUGCUUUACAACCCCAGCCCCGACUACAUCACCACGAUUCACUGCACCCAUGAAGCUGUCUACCCUCUAUACACCAUCGUGUUCAUCUACUACGCCUUUUGCCUGGUGUUGAUGAUGCUGCUCCGGCCGCUUCUGGUGAAGAAAAUUGCUUGUGGGCUUGGGAAGACAGAUCGAUUUAAGAGCAUCUACGCAGCUCUCUACUUCUUCCCGAUCCUAACAUUGCUUCAGGCAGUUGGAGGAGGCCUGCUGUACUAUGCCUUCCCGUACAUCAUCCUGGUGUUGUCUCUCGUUACCUUGGCUGUGUACAUGUCGGCUUCCGAAGUUGAAACUUUCAAGGAUCUCUUUGUCAGGAAGAAGCGGCUGAUCGUGCUGUUCAGCCACUGGGUGCUUCACGCCUACGGGAUCAUCUCCAUUUCCAAGCUGAAUUACAUUUACCAGGAUUUGCCUCUGCUUGCCCUGGUGCCCGCACCGGCUCUUUUUUACUUGCUUACUGCCAAGUACACUGAGCCUUCCCGGAUACUCUCUGAAGGAGCCAAUGGACACUGACCUUAACGGACGCCAAAAAAAUGCAGGUAACAGACUCUAUGAUCUUUGGAGCCGCUCGAGUUCGUCUGACCUUCUCAUCUUAGAGGAGUCGUUGGUUCUCUCUGGAAUGCCUCCCACAUAAAAGCUCUCUGGGUCCAUCCAGACUUCCAAGUGGGCUCUUCCCUCUACGAGCUACAGCUGGACAAUCCAUUACCUGGAACGUCUCGACAGAAGGAUCCAAAGGUCCUGUUGACUCCAGCGGCAAAGGAUCAAGACCCAUCCUUAAACAGACAUUUGUGCAUGACGUGUGAAUGCGACACAUUUUGUGUGAGGUACUUGGCGACACAGUCUGAAUGCUUAUUUAUUUCACGGUGCAGUAUUGCGAUCUCAUCUUUAUGAAAAACAGUAAAAUAAAACUUCUGUAGUGUAAUGACA
Sphaerodactylus townsendi is the source of this 1284-nucleotide messenger RNA. Its product is annotated as JNK1/MAPK8-associated membrane protein-like. Gene Ontology annotation, molecular function: ubiquitin protein ligase binding. The coding region runs from base 1 to 870 and encodes 289 amino acids. NCBI's taxonomy places the organism in Eukaryota, Metazoa, Chordata, Lepidosauria, Squamata, Sphaerodactylidae. The transcript is spliced from 5 exons. The record is from RefSeq and is a predicted model, not a curated record. Gene Ontology annotation, biological process: response to unfolded protein. Gene Ontology annotation, cellular component: membrane.